Molecule: messenger RNA, 2454 nt
Organism: Amblyraja radiata (thorny skate)
Lineage: Eukaryota; Metazoa; Chordata; Chondrichthyes; Rajiformes; Rajidae
Product: hepatocyte nuclear factor 4-gamma
Exons: 11
Coding region: 498-1877 (459 amino acids)
Biological process (GO): regulation of DNA-templated transcription
Cellular component (GO): nucleus
Molecular function (GO): zinc ion binding; nuclear steroid receptor activity; RNA polymerase II cis-regulatory region sequence-specific DNA binding
Source: RefSeq, a predicted model, not a curated record
UUUCUGUUUUGUAUGUGCGGACCUAUGUGCUGCAUGUAAAAAAUGUUCUGAUCGAAACAGCGAAACAUUCGGCAGUCGUGUUUUGCGAUGCGUUAGGGAGUCGGGGAGAGACCAGGUUAAAGUGCGAGCAAAAUCCCUCGCUCCAGUGCGAAUUGCAUUGAGAAGGUUACACGGGAGAGUGGGGAAAGGCCAGCGCUAGGCAAGGUAACAAAGUGGCGGUGGAGAGAGAACUGGGCAACAAGUGGCUUUGACGUUAGUUACUGUUUAACAUCUCCACCCACUUGGAGCCGAUUCAAAGAUCGAUGCGGUGACAGCUUGGCCAGGCCCCGGCGCCUGGGAGGCAGCCGAGCUCAGCGGCAGAUGGCAAGGGAGCACCUUCUACCUACAGAGUCCUCCCUCCGCUGCGACCCCGGCCGCCGACAGCCGCCGCCUCUGCCGCCCACUGCAAUGACAGCAGGCGGCGCGGAUGCCUCGUAACCAGACUUAAGAGGAAUUUGAUGGCCAGGGGAGACUAUCCUGGAACGGAACUGCAGAGUGCGAGAGGAGAUAAAUAUAUCAUGGAGCUAUCACAAAUCCAAGAGAACUGCAUGUUUGAGACUUCCACAACCGAGCCAAACACCAUGAACACAUCAGAGAGUGGAAUAAGCAGUUUGUGUGCAAUCUGUGGGGACCGAGCCACAGGCAAACACUAUGGUGCCUCCAGUUGCGAUGGAUGCAAGGGUUUCUUCAGGAGAAGCAUAAGGAAGAGUCAUGUAUACUCAUGCAGGUUUAAUCGGCAGUGUGUUGUUGACAAAGACAAGAGGAACCAGUGCAGAUAUUGCAGAUUGAAGAAAUGUUUCCGAGCUGGGAUGAAGAAAGAAGGUAAGACUGCCAAAGGAUGGACAGCUGUACAAAACGAACGUGAUCGGAUCAGCAACAGAAGGAACAGCUACGAGAGUGGCAACUCCCCUUCCAUCAAUGUGCUGGCUCAGGCUGAAGCCCUUUCUCAUCAGCAGAUCGCCCUUUCGGUUUCUGCAGCAAACACAGACAUCAACACGAAGAAAGUUGCUACUAUUAGUGAUGUCUGUGAGUCAAUGAAGGAACAGUUGUUGAUUUUGGUGGAAUGGGCAAAGUACAUUCCAGCUUUCUGCGAACUGCCUCUGGAUGAUCAGGUUGCUUUGUUGAGAGCACAUGCUGGGGAACACUUGCUGCUUGGAGUGGCGAAGCGUUCUACAUCGUAUAAAGACAUCCUAUUACUAGGGAACGAUUAUGCUAUACAUCGCAACAGUCCGGAAAUGGAAAUUAGUCGUGUGGCAAAUAGGAUUUUGGAUGAGUUGGUGCAGCCUUUCCAAGAAAUUCAGAUAGAUGACAAUGAAUAUGCCUGUUUGAAAGCAAUUGUGUUCUUCGAUCCAGAUGCAAAAGCUCUAAAUGAUCCAACAAAAAUCAAGAGCAUGCGUUAUCAAGUGCAAGUUAGUUUGGAGGAUUACAUUAAUGAUCGACAGUAUGAUUCUCGAGGACGAUUCGGGGAACUGCUGCUGCUGUUGCCAACUCUUCAGAGUAUAACCUGGCAAAUGAUUGAACAAAUUCAAUUUGUCAAACUUUUUGGACUAGCUAAGAUUGACAACUUGCUCCAAGAAAUGCUGCUGGGAGGUACAACUAAUGAAGCAAGUCAUCUCCAUCAUCCUUUAAACCCUCAUGUAGCCCAGGAUCCCAUAACGGGCCAAACCAUUUUGAUCAGUUCAAUUCCUACAGCAACUCACAGUCAACAGAUAUCUGCACCAGAAACACCACUACCAUCUCCUCCACAAGGUUCAGGACAAGAGCAAUACAAGCUUGCUUCAAAUCAACUAUCCGUUAUUUCUCAGCAUGGUCCGUUGCCAAAACCAAAGGGCUUAUGAUGCCAAACAUAAAGAAUGACAGAUUGUGCUUUUCUAUCCUGUUGAAUACGAGAAAGAUGAAUUAAAUUACAGAAUCUGAAUCAAGCCAUGGGUAGAAAGCAACACUGCCAUUCUGUACAAUACUCCAUUAAUUUCAUGACUUUGCCAACAAUUUGUUUUAAUGGAAUAUGCCACUGCAGGAGCAAGAAGUCUUAAACACAUGUUGCAAUCUCAGGUUAAUAUUUUAAAGAGAUUUUGUUUAAAGCUAGUUGAAAAUGGAUAAACUUAUCACGUCAUAAUUUUUUAUAAAUUGUAGAUUAAAUUCAACCAUUUUUAAAAUGGUUGGCUGUUUUACUAUUUUACAUAUUAAAGUAGCAAUAAUUACAAUGUUUGACAGGGAAUAAAAUAAUUGUGUCAUAGUUGAUAAUGUUAUGAACCACUGGCUUCUCUUAAGCUUUGAUGUACAUGAAGAUGUCUAAAGAAAGCACUUAUAGAAAAUUACUAAAUGAGUUACAAAGUGGUAACACAACCAAAGUAAGAUAAUUGCAAAAUUUCAAAUUUACAUUAUUACAACCAGUAUCAUUAUACCAAGUAAUUU